Messenger RNA from Phycodurus eques (leafy seadragon), 4903 nucleotides. It is a transcript of the gene acss1, whose product is annotated as acyl-CoA synthetase short chain family member 1. The record is from RefSeq and is a predicted model, not a curated record. Lineage: Eukaryota; Metazoa; Chordata; Actinopteri; Syngnathiformes; Syngnathidae. The transcript is spliced from 14 exons. Gene Ontology annotation, cellular component: mitochondrion. Gene Ontology annotation, molecular function: acetyl-CoA synthetase activity; AMP binding. Bases 106 to 2130 code for a protein of 674 amino acids.
CCCUCCUCUUACGGAGCUUCUCAUUUCCACGUGCGAGUGUGAGCGAAGGCUUCGCCGUCGUAUUUCUGCACAGCCCGGAUUGACUUGCACUCCCCAAAAAGCAAAAUGUGGCUCUCGCGCGGAUGCGUCAAGGCGGCCACGUCGUCGGUCGCGGCGGCCGCCCGGAGGAGGGAGAGCCACGCGGCGGCGUUCAUGCGGGAGGCUGCGGACUUCCAGGGCGUGCGGGACCGCGCGGGGCUGCAGGAGUUCUCCGUCGCCCACAAGGAGCGCUUCUGGGCGGCCGUGGCGCGCCGCCGGCUCGACUGGAUCAGCCCGUUCCGCGGCGUCCUCGACUGCGACAUGCAGCGGGGCAAGGUGAGCUGGUUCGAGGGAGGACGGCUGAACGUCUCCGCGAAUUGCCUGGACCGCCAUGCACGCAGCAGCCCGGAGAAGGUGGCCCUCAUCUGGGAGAGGGAUGAACCCGGAUCCGAGGUCAAGGUCACUUACAGGCAACUUCUGGAGAUGACCUGCCGCACGGGCAACCUGUUGAGACGGCGUGGCGUGAAGAAGGGCCACUGCGUUACCAUCUACAUGCCACCGUGCCCGCUCGCUGUGGCAUCCAUGCUGGCCUGCGCUCGCGUCGGCGCCGCGCACAACGUGGUGUUCGCGGGCUUCAGCGCGGAGGCCCUCGCCGAGCGAAUCAGAGACGCCCGGUCCAGUACGGUGAUCACCGUCAACGAGAGCGUGAGAGGCGGCAAGGUGACCCGGCUGAAGGCCACGGUGGACGAGGCGGUGCGCAGCUGCCCGACGGUGAGCCAGGUUUUUGUCGCCAUGAGGACGGACGCGCCGGUCGCUAUGACGCCCAAGGACGUCGCCAUGGAAGAGGAGAUGAUGACGGAGGACGCCGCGUGCGAGCCGGCCGCCAUGGACAGCGAGGACGUCCUGUUCCUGCUCUACACGUCGGGCAGCACUGGGAAACCCAAAGGUCUGGUCCACACGCAGGCCGGAUACCUGCUGUAUACCGCGCUCACGCACAGGUACGUCUUUGACUACCGAGACGGAGACGUGUUUGGCUGCGUGGCGGACAUCGGUUGGAUCACAGGACACAGUUACGCCGUGUACGGACCCCUGGCCAACGGGGGCACCACCGUCCUGUUUGAGAGCACACCCAUUUAUCCCGACCCAGGAAGGUACUGGGAGAUGGUGGAGAGGCUGAAAAUCAACCAGUUUUACGGCGCCCCGACGGCCAUCCGCCUGCUGCUCAAGUACGGCGACGAGUGGGUGCGCAAGUACGACCGCUCCAGUCUCAGGACGCUUGGUUCCGUGGGCGAGCCCAUCAACACGGAGGCGUGGGAGUGGUACCACGACGUGGUGGGAGAGCGACGCUGUCCCGUGGUGGACACCUGGUGGCAAACAGAGACGGGCGGCAUCUGCAUCGCCCCGAGGCCGUCGGAGCCGCACGCAGAGAUUGUCCCGGGGAUGGCCAUGAGACCUUUCUUUGGCAUUAAGCCAGUGCUCAUGGAUGGCCAGGGCGAAGCGGUGACGUCCGACGACGCCUCGGGAGCGCUGUGCCUGGCUCAUCCGUGGCCCGGCAUGGCCCGGAGCAUCCACGGCGACCACCAGAGAUUUGUUGACACCUACUUCAAGAUGUACCCCGGUUACUUCUUCACCGGGGACGGCGCCCAUCGCUCCAAGGAGGGCUACUACCAGAUCACGGGGCGCCUCGACGAUGUCAUCAACGUCAGCGGACACAGGAUUGGCACGGCCGAGAUCGAAGAUGUGGUGAACCAAUGCUCUGCGGUGGCGGAGUCGGCUGUCGUUGGCUGCUCACAUCACAUCAAGGGCCAAGGCGUGUACGCAUUUGUGGUGCUCAAGCAGGACGCCCACGAAGCGGACCUCAGCUCGCAGAUCGACGACGCCGUGUCCAACAAGAUCGCCAAGUACGCCUGCCCCGACCGCAUCCAGUUUGUGCAGCGGCUGCCAAAGACGCGCUCGGGCAAGAUCAUGCGUCGGGUUCUGCGCAAGGUGGUGGAGCGCGACCUGAGCGGCCUGGGCGACCUCAGCACGCUGGACGACCCCGCCGCCGUGGAGGAGAUCAUCCGAGGUCACCGCGACCUCUGCGGCGAGAGCAGCCAUCGAGAGCAAAAGUGAAGAUUUUGAAGGACUUCUAUUUUUAUUCAAUUGUUUGACUUGCUUUGAUGGAAUCGGUGGAGUCCAACAAACAAACAUUGCAACGUUGAACAAUCCACUUUCGACUCACCGGAGGCGCUUUUAUUGAUGAUUUGUUUGAAUGGAGCUCAUUUAAUAGUCGAAUAAGAAUGGGCCGAACUGAAUGACAAAAAAAAACCAAAAACAAAGAAAACACCGCUGCACCAACCAACUCUUAACGCAAUUUUUUUUGGUGUAAUCCUCUAACUAAGCAACAGACGAACGAACCUUAAAUGGAGUCACUUUGUUCAAAUGUCCGUGGAACGUCGGAGAUAGGAAGCGCAAGACAGGAAGCGGGCCGCCGAGGCGUGUCUCGGUCACGCGACGGCGUCGUCUCUGACACUCCCGCCGCGGCCUUUUAUUCGGCUCAGCUCCCAGCGGCCGCCGCCGCACAGUUUCAGCUGGACGUCGUGGUGCUGGCGGGAACCAAACGGAGACGAACGUUAGCGCCAAAAGGCCACGUCGUUAGGGACACCCGCACAAACGACCCGAGCGCAAAAAUAAACGUCAUUAAAUGUUCACAAACAUGCAUUUAACAAUGUCGACAUUAUGGGACACAAUGUUUCAGAGUUGAUUUUAUAUAUAUAUAUAUAUAUAUAUACACACAUGCGACUGACGUAAAAUUGGGGAUAUUGGGCUGAACCUUUCCAGAUGAACAUGUUUCUCCUGCACAUCCGACGGUAUAAUCAAGUUUGGGCACGUUUUGCACUACUUUGCGUUUGCCAACAAGGAGCUGCACUCAGAACUGCACUUUGAGCCAUGAAAACAUCCAAGGAUGUCCACUUACACACCUUUCAGUGACUCUUCCAGUCUCUCGAUCUUGAUUCCAGCCAGCCAACCGCUGAGACGCACAACCUCUGACCUCAUUCGAGGUUAAUCGUGAAAUUUCACCCAAAGGCUGAAUACCCACGUUUUGUCAGUAAUCAGUAUAAUAACUGUUAACACUUAUUUUUAGACUUCAUUUUUUAAAUUGAAUUAAUACAAACACUAUUACGAAUUCAAUGAUAAUAAUUAAAGAUCUAAACUAAGGUUAGGCAUUCAAAGUUGGGUUAGGGUUUCAUAUUAGGAUGUCAUGACAGGAUUAGGGUUUCAAAAGGGGGUUAGGUUUCAAAACAGGGUUAGGGUUUCAAAUUAUGGUUAAGGUUUCACAUUAAGGUUUCAAAAAGGGGUUUGGGUUUAAAGGUUGGGUUUCAAAAUGGGGUUACGGUUUCAAAAUGGAGUUAGGGUUUCAAAAUUGGGUUUAAGAUUAGGGUUUCAAAACGUGGUAAGGGUUUUAAACUAGGGUUUUAAUAUGGGGUUAGGGUUUCCAAUUAGGGUUUGAAAACGGGGUUAGGGUUUCAAAGUUUUCAAGUCAGGGUUAAUAAUAAUGUAUUUUUCUAUUUAUAAAUGUUUGUCAACUUCAACGACAUAAAUGCAAUGAAUGCAUUCCUUAUAACUACAUUGAAAGUCCAUUACAUUAUUCUCAAAACGACGCAAGCGUAACAAUGCAGCGCGACAAGACAAGCUCCUCCCUCGGCGGAGGUCGUCGAAUCAAAGCGGACCUUCUCCAAGCUCUUGCGGUGUCCCACGCUGACCACAGUCAUCCCCAGCUGCUUGCACGUGCGAUACAGCUGAGACUCCGCCUCCUCCGUCAAGGCGCUGGUGGCCUCGUCCAACACUGUCACGGGCAGGCCGCACUCAUUUGACUUUUUCUUUCAAUUUAUUUUCUUUGGUUUUUGUCUCAGCGGACUUAACGCACCCGCGUAUUUGGGCUGCAGGUAGAAGAGUCGAGCGAAACAAAGACGCUGCAUCUCGCCCGGGGACAGAACGUCGUACCUGCGCACACGACAAACUCAAUCGAGAUUUUCGUGCAGAAUUACAGCGCAGCCCUGUUGAAAGAUGCCCGCGAUAGAUGAAAAGAACAUUUGUUUUAUUUAGUUGUGCCCCUCCCGCAAGUUUUGAACACAUCUAAACUUAUUGAAACACUUCAUUUGAUUAAAACACAUUACAGACGAUUACAUAAUCAUUGCCUUGUUAGCAUUAGCCAUGACUUGUUUGUAAGUAUGCGGUAAAAAGCCAUCAAGAAACGAUAUAGCGAUAAACACUGUACAGCGAAAAAUGCAGAAAAAUCAAUGUAGCGCUUUUACCAGUUCCAGUCCACUAAUUCAUCCAGCCCGCCAGUCCGCUUCACCAGACUUGACUGCAACGAGACGGAAAGGCAGGAGACAACGUUUGACGACGAGCACAGAACAGGAAACGGAACUUGUUCUGUCCUGGCGGCUCAGAACAAGAUGGCUAAAAUAACCACAAGGUGCGAGCGGGAACAAAAGAUUACCAAUGGAAUGUCACCCAGAAAGUUGCUUUUCUUGUCCAGGGACUCAGCUCCUUGGCUGACGCUUUUUAACACGAUGAUGUUCACGUGAAUUUUUUAAAUUGAAAUCAGCACAUAUGUUUGCAAUAUUUUUGGUCGCUCUCUACAAAAUGUAAAAAAUAUCUACAAUGACAAAGAACAUUUUCAACAAAUCCCGGGCUGACUGCUUUUUAACGUUUUCAUCGAAUCUGUUCUUCUUUUAAAUUAAAAAACAUUUCUAUUUCUUAAAAUAACUCAUUUAAUCGAAAGCUUUUUCUCGAGAAAAAAUAUCAUAAAAAACAAUUUGAAACAUUUUGAUUUCUUCAACAACGCGGCAGACUAAAUGUUUUCAUUUAAGUUUUGAAAAUGGAAAGGAAAAACUCAAAA